CUUAUCCUUACAUUUGAAGACUGAACGUUUCAAUUGUUUGUGGUUGUUAGGAGUGGUAUAUGCAAGUAGUGCGUUACAGUUUUUACUUCGAAUAAACUCUCCAUGGAAUUUACUAGUGCUUACUUUCAUCCGCAUCCCGCAUUAAAGGUUUUUGACCACUAGAAUAUCGCAAUGACAUAACUUGCGGAUUAACUUCAUUUCCCUCAUACCAAAAUACUCGUGUUUUUAAGAUCGCGUCUGAUCUAUUUCUCCAUUCUGCGGCUUACACAAUGAAUGGAAAAGAUCGAGAAAAUAUUUUCAAGCUAAUAAAGCGUGCUAAGGAGCUACAAACUGAAGAAGAAAAGGAUCACUUAAGAAAACGAACCGAAGGUCAACUGCUAAAAUUUACAAAUGUUAUGAAAGGUUACCAAUAUCGUUGGUUUGUAAUAGAUCCAGAUGCAGGAAGGAUAGAAUAUUAUGAGAAAGAAGAUCAUAAACGAUCACUUAAACCUCGUGGAGCCCUAAGUCUUAUAUAUGCCUCCAUUUGUCCUUCAGAUGAAGAUUCACAAACCAUUUUUAUUAACGCCGCAAAUGGUGAUUUAUUAAAACUGAAAGCAAUUGAUGCUAAAGAGAGGCAAUAUUGGGUAGAUCGUCUUCGAGCAGUUGCUGAAUAUCAUUCAGAGAAGGCUGAACAACAUCCAUUAAUCACUACUUUAUCUGGAACUUCUGAAUCCUCUAACCAUGCAGAUUCACAAAAUACCGGAUCUCAAGUGCCAAAUUCUUCCAAGAGUUCACAGUCAAAUGAAGUUAAUCAUACUAAUGAUCAGUCUCCUAAUGGAAAUUUUCCUAUUGCAGACGCUAGUACAUUCCCCGUAUUCUGUCCUGGUCGCCCAUCUGAUCCACGAGUUCAACUUGGAGAAUUAUUUCGUCAGUUAGAGUUUGAAAAUCAUGCACUUUCCACUGUUAUUGAUAGAACCUCCAUUCGAAGUCCGGAAAUUACUGAUGUAUUCAAAAAUCUUCUUUUAUCAAAAGCAACAAGUCAAGCAACAUUAGAUUGUUUAAAACGUUGUAUGGAAUUGAUCAAACAUCAAGAUAUAACAAGUGUGGUAGAAAAUGGUAAAAUGGCUAAAUCGUAUAUUUCCAAUACUACAGACAGUACAACUUUGUAUCCUUGUGUAUUUAAUACUGUGGUUGACUCAUCUGAAUCUCAAAAAAUCAAUGAUAUGAAUAUUUCUAAUGGCUUUACAAGUAGUGUUCAACUAUCAGAAGAAAUGAAAAGUAUUCCCUCUACAUUUCCACCGCCUAUAAAAGAUAUGCAAAUUAAUUACAGAGAUAUACCAAACGAUGAAGAUGAAAUAGAUGAUAACUGUAAUGAUGACAAUGAAUCUUUUGCUAACAACAAUGGUAAUAAUAGUUCACAAAAACAAAUUAUGAAUUCAUAUAAUGAUGAUGACGAGAAUGAUGAACAUAACAAAAAAGUCAUCUUACACUUACUUUCUCAAUUAAAAAUUGGUAUGGAAUUAACCAAGGUAGUUUUUCCUACGUUUAUUUUGGCGGAAUAUUCUUUGCUAGAAAUGUUUGCUAAUUAUAUGGCCCAUCCGAAUUUAUUUUGCAGAAUUACUGACUAUGUAGAUCCUGAAUGGCGUAUGAUAGCAUUUAUUCAAUGGUAUCUUACUACAUUUCAUUGUGGACAUCUGGAUACAAUUGUCAAAAAACCAUAUAAUCCUAUUAUUGGUGAAACGUUUCAUUGCAGUUGGAUUGUACCACCAGAUCAAAUAAACAGUGAAUCAUGUUUAUCAGAAAUAAAUAAUGAUACGUAUAAAAUGUCCCCCACUACAAAUAACAACCCCAAUGUACCCAUAGUUAUAAGAUAUUGUGCUGAACAAGUUUCUCACCAUCCAUCUGUUACUGUUUUUCAAUUUUCUUGUCCUAUCAAACAAAUGCAAUUGACUGGUUCAUUGUGUACUAAGUCUAAAUUCCAAGGCAUGAGUGUUUGUGCAGCAAUGUUAGGCAAAUUAAUAUUGAAACUUGGUGAGCAUAAUGACGAAGAGUAUCACUUUUCCCUUCCUACGGCAUACGCCAGGUCAAUUUUAACAGUACCUUGGGUUGAAUUCGGUGAUAAAGUCUUUGUCACAUGCCCUCAAACUGGCUAUUCAGCUGUGAUCACAUUUUUAACUAAGCCACAUUAUGAAGAUAAACUACAUUGUAUUACUGGAGAAAUUUACAGUACACACAGUAUUUCUCCAACUUCAUCUGAUCGUUCAUCCAAAGGGCCUGGAUCAUCACCACUAAGUCCAGUUGGAAAUAGUAAUCACUUAAUUGCACGUAUUUCUGGUGAAUGGAAUAAAAUUAUCAAUUUUGAAGUUUUGAAUAAGAAUUUACAUAAAUGGUCAGUGACUGUCAAUCAAUUACCUGUUUUUUCAAAACAUAUACGUCCUAUUGAACAUCAACAACCAGAAGAAUCUCGUCGUUUAUGGCAAAAUGUUACUAAAGCUCUAAAAUUAAAAAAUUUUAAUUUGGCUACGGAAAAAAAACAAGAAGUAUGUUUAGUUAUUGUUUAACCUUUAGUUCUGUAUUCAAUUCAUUUUAUUCUUCAGAAGAAAAUUGUCUAGUCUCUUUGUUUGUUUUUAUACUUUAAACCAAUUAAUAUGCAUAAAUGUUGUUUUCAUCAUCUGAUUUAUUCAAUCAUUUAAUUUCUGUGAUAAUGUCAGCCUGAGACAACUUGUAUCAGUGUCAGUGAAUGACGAUUACACAAUUUUGCAAAGCGUCUAAAGUUAAUAUUGUAAACUGUUGGAUACCAACUCUGUGAUCUAAAAGUGAAGCACUUAUUAUGAGACCUGAAGAUCAUUAGUUGUAUUCUUCUCGAGCUCAUAGGUUUACACUUCCAAAUUGUCCCAUAUAGAGACGAGACAAUUGUUUAGAUCUUCCUAGUUCUCAAAAGUUGUUUAACUAAACUCAGUUUAUGAUAUAAAACUUCAAACAGUUAUUAACUUGGCAGAAACUCUUCUAUCUUUAAUUUUUAAAAGUUAUUCUAUACCAUUAAUAUUAUGUUAGAAUUAUCCUAAAUAACUGAAUUCAUUAUAUUUCUAUCAAACAAAUUAUCUGUAAAGACUAUUAAAAUUGUAUGAUUGAAUCUGUAGUAAAAAAAAUGUGUUAUAUCUAGAGCUUUGAUUCUUACUAUGCCGCGUACUACUAAGCUACUUGAACGACCGAACCCGCAACAUCGCAAGAGAGAAGACAGAAGACUAGUAAGUAGGAAUUUUAUUCCCCAAACAGUGUCAAAUAUAGUACAAAAAUCUCAUGUAUUUAUAGUUUUCUGGCUGAAAGUAAAUCAUCAUUUCGGACAGCCAAUAGGCACAUAGGGGGUCAUUCUUAUCCAUCCAAUAGGGAAGCUACACGUCGACAUUCUAGAAUGUUCCCCUAACAGUGAUUGGAUGAGAUGUGUUCGGCUCUUUCUGGGCUUCUUGAGGCUUCCUAGAGUUUGCCAACGAGCCAUCCUUACAAAAUGUAUUUUGCAUUAUUUGGUAUAAUUCUAUUUUAUUAUUUCUGUUACUAUGAAUGAAUUACCAUCUUUGUAUUUUUCAAUUCAUUUAUUCACUUUAUGUUAUGAUGUUCACAUUUAUUUUUAACUAAUUAAAAGAUUGAUUAUUUUCAUGUAUAAUAAAAAAUCCUAUUUUAUCAAACAAAUACUGAGUAAAUAGUUAUUUUUACUGGAUUACGUUUUUGAUAGUAGUGAGCAAGGAAACACUUAGACUUAAGUUUCGUACUAGUAGAAACAAUAGAAGUUCAAGACUAGAGAGUUUAACAAAAUAAGAAAUGAUAUAACCGAUGGAUUAAAAUUAUUCUCUCCCACAAUCUUUUGCUAUAUUCACUCAGUGAGUCAUCUACAACGUAGAACCAGGCACAUAUAUGCAUCGGUUCAAGUUGUCAUACCUCAUUAACACAACAAGAUGAACACCAAAUCCAUAGAAGGAGUUACUUCAAUGGUGGUAAAAAAAUGCUUUUAUUUAGAGAUAUGAUACAGGGAGAAAUAAUUAAUUGGUAGAAAAAAAAGGUAUAAAGCAAAUCUAAUCUCCCGGUGUAAGGGAAGACAAAGAGUGUAUACACCUGCGCCUUUGUAAUCGAUUCUGAGCCAUGGCACUCAGAGUCUCCAACCAUUGGUUACGAUGGUCACGCGGACCCCAACCAGGUAGUCUGCAUCUACCAACAUGGCUCAGGCUAGAAGUUAGUGACUUCAAGCACCGAUGCCAUGUUUUGGUUUGGCUGCCCCUAACUCUUUUCCAACCAUCCCCAACACUAGUCAACAUUGCGCGUCGUGGUAAUCGAUGUUCAGGCAUGCGUAACAAGUGGCCCAACCAUCUCAGUCGAUGAAGAUUCGCAACCUCAUCAACUGAUUUACCAUCAUUCCCUAAUACCCUGCGUCUAACCUCACUAUUACUUACCCGGUGAUUACUUACCCGCAGAUGCGAGCAAUAUUUCUAAGGCAUCUGUGACCAAAUACUAGUAACUCACGAGUAUCUUCUACUCUUAAAUUGCCACGUUUCGCUGCCGUGAAGUAGAACACAGUGAACUGCAGCGCAGUAUACUCGUCCCUUAAUUGAUAGACGGAUAUCUCGCCUUCACCAUAGGUGACGUAUCUUAUCCUCUAACAAUCUAAAUCAUUUCUAAUACACCUGACAUAGUAGUCAUCAAUCUUUCUAGCAUUUCAUUUGUCUAUAGUCUUAUGCACUAAUUAUAAUUUAAGUAGAUGGGCUGUGGCUAGCGUUGGUAUCCAGGAUGUGCGUGCAUCCCGAUAUUGACGUGCCACUUUCACCCACAAUCCAUAUACUCUAUUAAACUUGUGAUUAUAUGGUUGUCAGGCAAAUCUGCACAGGAUGCAUGCACUAACAACAAAGGACUGAUCAAAAUCCAGUCCUCACUAUCAACAGCGAGACAACUGCUGUCUUACUAACAAUGAAAUAAAUGUCGUUUGAUUUAUUAUAUCAUCACAGUUUAUAGUCAAUAAAUUCACUCAGUCAGUCUUUUUUUUUCUUCAUUAUUUUGGAUACAUUACUCUCUAGCUUGAAGAACGACAACGUUUAAGUGAGAACUAUCGAGCAUUGUAUAAAUUCGCUUUUCCAGUUAAAUACUUCACAUGGCAUGAAAACUCUUGGAUAUUCAAAACCACUUGUAGUCAAUAACUUUGUAUUUCAUACCUUCAUUGUUAAUGAUUUUUGUUUUCCUCCCUUUUUCUAUGUUCUGUUUCUUUUGUUUUGUGUAUUUACAACUGAUUCCUUUUUAUCCAUCCAUCCAUCUAAAAUAUGUACACUUAUUUUCAUAAUGAGCAUCAAAAGAUAACUUACACACUGUUGAAUUAUUCAUUGAACCGUAUUCCGAUUUAGCAGCGGUAAUAGAUGGGAUUUUUUAAAUAAUGCGAAAUAACAAAAUUGUUCAAUCGUUCAACGGUUUUUAAGUAUUAAAAUAGAAACUAGAAUUUGAUGUUAUGGAGUGUAAAUGAUGUCAUCUGUAAGAAAAUUACUCGAAAUGAUAAUUUGAAUUUGUGGCUCGUACACUACAUAUUUAUUAAUCAUGUUGAUAACGAUAAACUAACUAUGUUAAGUAGUUCACCAGAUCUUGUUGCAACGGUUAAAUUAUAAGAUUUCCAGAGAAACUUUGAGGUGACAAUGAUUCAAAAAGUAUUAUGUAAACUAGUCAUAUCUUUCAAUUUUUUCCCUUCAUAGGUUUAUUAAUGGGGUCAGUCACUAAUCAUAUUUAAUCGAUCAUGGUAAAACUCAAAUCCCAAUCACAUAUAGGUAUUGACCUCUAUUUCCUUAGCCGAUAGAUUUCAUCUCGAUUCUAUUACAAUUUACUUCAGUUCAGUACCAUAAACUCAACAAUUAUUUGUAUUAACAGUAAUUAAAUUAAUCCUUUUAUUUAGUUAAUAAGUCCGAUAUACUAACUAUCCAGUAUUCAUAGUUUGUAAAAACAACAUCCGUAAUGUGUAUAAUUCAUGUUACUAUAAUCUGGAAACCAGUAAUUAUCACAAAAUUGUAUUCAUGGUUGGCGUUUUGUUGAUACUUUUUUCAAUUAACAAAGAAAGUCACACAGAAUACAUCCAAGGUGAUGAAAGUUAAAUAUAUUAUCUCUGUAGGACAGCUGAUUAGUCUCCGAAAUUUUAAAAUAAUACCUGACUUACAUCUCUUGAUAUACACGUUCUUUUAACUUAUCAUACACAUUAACUGUAACUGUGUAAUACCUGAAUCAUAUCAGAUAACCUGAUCUUAACAACCAAACUAAUGUUUUCUUUGCGUCCAUUUUUCAUCGUCUCGAAAUCUUACAACAGUUAAGGUACUGAUGAAAUAAACAACUUAUUCAGUGUUAAUAUUGAGCACAAUAAGGUUCCAUCGCACUAAUUAGUAAUGACACUUGACCAGUUCAGUAUUUUGAGGCUCAUAUCUAUAAUUGUUUACCUUGUAAUCUAAGUCAUGAUAGAAAAAAGUAGGAUUUACACAUUAAAUUUGUAUAGUUUAAUGAUAGUUGUCAGCUGGAGAGAAUAGUGGAAAACUAACCCGUCCUAUUAUGCAACUCAUCAGUGAAUGUUAUUAGUGAUCAUAUGGAAUUUUGCUAAAUAUCAUGAUUUAUGCAUCCUAAUAUAUAUACUUGAAGCCACUCAACCAAUAUACUUCCUGGAACAAUUACAUUCACUUAGAAUUAUUUAAUGCAUAUGUACAUUUUCAAUGUUCUAAGUUCACAAUUUCAUUAGUUUAGGUCGUUAUGUCGCAAACAGUCAGUUUAUUUUAUUCAUGAGUAUCAUUAUUUAGUAAUAUUUAGAUUGAUGAUAAAUUAGCUUAUAAACAGAUGUGACUUUCUCAAUCCUUAAUCCUUUAAGUAAUCCUAUGUUUGUAGAAAGAUUAAGACAUCAAAAAAAUACUUUCUCCGUAUUUUUAUCAGUUAUAGAGUACGAAUGUUUAUUUAAGAAAAAUCCGUUUUAAUUAACUUAAGUUAUUCUCAAGGGCAUAAAAAUCAUGUUCUUCAAGGUAAGUACACAUUUUAAAUGUCUGAUAAAUACCUUUCCCAUGCCAAUGACACCCACGAAGUUAUCUGUCCUAACACAUAAAUCCAGAUAAUAUCUAAAAAAAAUCAUUUUCAUACGUUUAAAAACCUACGCAUUUUUAUUUACGUUCUAAUGAUAAUAAAUAAUGUAUCUAUAUACCUUUAAGUGUUAGUGUAGUGAACGAGAACGCAAGUAGGGACAAACAAAUGUAUUUAAACUCAAAAUCACAGAAUAUCUUACUGAAAUCUGAGGAUUAUAUAAUAAAUGCUUCAUUUGCAAAAUGUCAAUCAAUCGUCUCAGACUUCAUUGUUCCUUCAUUUCCACAGCAAUCAUUCUGUGUUCUCCUUCUUUUUUUUUUCUUCGAUCUUCUUAACCUUCUACAGCCAGACAUUUCACUUCCGAUUGAUAAUACAUA
Molecule: messenger RNA, 7427 nt
Organism: Schistosoma rodhaini
Lineage: Eukaryota; Metazoa; Platyhelminthes; Trematoda; Strigeidida; Schistosomatidae
Source: the annotation of a GenBank genome assembly